CUCACUGAAUUACCAAACUACCCCUCCUCUCUCUCUCUCUCUCUCUCCUUUUAAUGUUUGUCGCUUGCUUCUGUGGCAGAGUAGAGCAGAGCACCACCAUCUCUCUCCUCUUUCCAAUGGCUUCCUCUCCCACCCUCCUUCUUCUCCUCUUUCUUCUCUCUCUCACCUCCAUUUGUUCUUCUUUUUCUUCUGGUGCCGGCGACGACAGGACGAAGACUACUUACAUUGUACAAGUCCAGCCUGAUGCCAAGCCUUCCGUUUUCCCAACACACCAGAACUGGUACGAGUCCUCCCUCUCCGCGCUGACGAACGCGACGCUGCACCCACCAGUGGAGAGCAGCGGUGGUAGCAGAAUCAUCCACACCUACUCUACCAUCUUCCACGGCUUCUCCGCCCGGCUGUCACCCUCUGAAGCCCAAAGCCUGCGGUCCCUCUCACACGUUCUCUCCCUCAUUCCCGAGCAAGUUCGCCAUCUGCAAACCACGCGCUCCCCUCAUUUUCUGGGCCUUAAGACUUCCGACAGCACUGGUCUUCUGAAAGAGUCGGACUUUGGCUCCGACCUUGUCAUCGGAGUCAUCGACACCGGUAUCUGGCCCGAGCACAAGAGCUUCGGAGACCGGGACCUUGGGCCCGUCCCGUCAAAGUGGAAAGGUCGAUGUGUGGCGGCCAAGGACUUCCCUGCCUCCUCAUGCAACCGCAAGCUCAUCGGUGCCAGCUUCUUCUGCGGUGGCUACGAGUCCACCAACGGCAAAAUGAACGAGACCACCGAGUCCCGCUCUCCGAGAGACUCCGAUGGCCAUGGCACCCACACUGCCUCCAUCGCCGCCGGCCGCUACGUCUUCCCGGCGUCCACCCUCGGCUACGCGCGCGGUGUCGCGGCAGGGAUGGCUCCCAAAGCCCGCCUCGCCGCCUACAAGGUCUGCUGGAACUCCGGCUGCUACGACUCCGAUAUACUCGCUGCCUUCGACGCCGCCGUGGCCGACGGCGUCGAUGUCAUCUCCCUGAGCGUCGGUGGCGUUGUCGUUCCGUACUACCUCGACGCCAUUGCCAUUGGUGCUUUCGGAGCCUCCGAUGCGGGCGUCUUUGUCUCCGCCUCCGCCGGUAAUGGCGGCCCCGGGGGACUCUCCGUCACGAAUGUUGCUCCCUGGGUCACAACUGUCGGUGCCGGCACCAUUGACAGGGAUUUCCCAGCCGAUGUCAAGCUCGGAAAUGGGAAAAUCAUACCGGGUAUGAGUGUUUACGGCGGUCCGGGUUUAACUCCGGGUCGGAUGUACCCGUUGGUAUACGCCGGGACCACACAAGGUGGUGGAAGCGGGGAUGGGUACUCGUCGUCGUUGUGUUUGGAAGGUUCUUUGGACCCCAAUUUGGUGAAAGGCAAGAUCGUGUUGUGCGACAGGGGGAUCAAUUCGAGAGCUGCCAAAGGUGAUGUGGUGAAAAAAGCCGGGGGUUUUGGUAUGAUCUUAGCCAAUGGGGUUUUCGAUGGGGAAGGAUUGGUGGCCGAUUGCCACGUGCUGCCGGCCACUGCCGUCGGCGCAUCAGGGGGUGACGAGAUGAGAAAGUACAUCACGGAGGCCUCGAAGUCGCCGGCGGUGGCAACCAUUGUCUUCAAGGGGACAAGGCUGGGAGUGAGGCCUGCCCCAGUGGUGGCAUCGUUUUCGGCUCGGGGGCCUAAUCCGGAGACCCCAGAGAUACUGAAGCCCGAUGUGAUCGCGCCGGGAUUGAACAUUCUUGCUGCUUGGCCUGACAGAGUUGGGCCCUCGGGCAUUCCUUCCGAUAAGCGCAGAACAGAGUUCAAUAUACUCUCCGGCACUUCAAUGGCUUGCCCCCAUGUCUCCGGCUUGGCUGCAUUGCUGAAAGCAGCACACCCGGAAUGGAGUGCGGCGGCAAUAAGGUCGGCGCUCAUGACUACUGCUUAUACUGUGGAUAAUCGUGGUGGUGGAACCAUGUUGGAUGAGUCCACCGGGAAUGUUUCCACCUAUAUGGAUUUUGGGGCUGGCCAUGUUCAUCCGGAGAAGGCCAUGGAUCCUGGUCUGGUUUACGAUAUUAGUUCGUAUGAUUACAUGGAUUUCCUUUGCAAUUCCAAUUACACUAUCAAGAACAUCCAAAUGAUUACUAGGAAGAUUGCGGAUUGCAGCCGGGCGAAAAGGGCUGGCCAUGUUGGGAAUUUGAAUUACCCUUCAUUGUCUGCAGUGUUUCAACAAUAUGGGAAGCAUAAGCUGUCUACGCAUUUUAUUCGGACUGUGACCAAUGUUGGGGACCCCAAUUCGGCAUACCAUGUUACGGUUAGGCCGCCCGGUGGAACCACGGUGACGGUGCAGCCGGAAAAGCUCUUGUUCAGGAGGGUGGGUCAGAAAUUGAGCUUCCUUGUUAGGGUGCAAGCCAGGGCAAUUAAGCUCUCCCCUGGGAGCUCUCACAUGAUGACUGGUUCUAUAGUAUGGUCUGAUGGGAAGCACAGUGUCACCAGUCCCUUAUUGGUGACAAUGCAGCAACCUCUCUAGGGCAGUGUUUGGGGUUUUGGGUUUAAGAAUUUUGCUCUCCUUAUUAUAGAAUUAUUACUAUUAAGCUUUUUCUAUUAUGUAUCAAGAGAAUGCAAGUCUUUUUUUUUUUUUUUCAAGGUUUUCAAUUUCAGAAAACUGGUAGAGGGUUGGUUUGUAAUGCACAGUAGAGGUGUAUCUUUGUUGUUGUAAGAUUAAGAAUCAAGAAUGAAUGUAAAAAUGCGGUGUGCUUAGAAGAGGCCAUUGAUAAUGGAAACAUCCCUUUUUCCUUUCA
Corylus avellana is the source of this 2769-nucleotide messenger RNA. RefSeq names its product Subtilase family protein. Gene Ontology annotation, biological process: proteolysis. Gene Ontology annotation, molecular function: serine-type endopeptidase activity. Lineage: Eukaryota; Viridiplantae; Streptophyta; Magnoliopsida; Fagales; Betulaceae. The record is from RefSeq and is a predicted model, not a curated record.